Molecule: messenger RNA, 2938 nt
Organism: Coturnix japonica (Japanese quail)
Lineage: Eukaryota; Metazoa; Chordata; Aves; Galliformes; Phasianidae
Product: tyrosine-protein phosphatase non-receptor type substrate 1-like
Source: RefSeq, a predicted model, not a curated record
CUGUGAGCUGCCCGUGGCCAUCGGAGCAGCUCCAGCCACCGCAUCCCACCCCGUGCGGGCGCUGCAGCAGCUGCCCCAUCCUCACCCGCAUCCUUCCGUGGGGGGGGGGGCUCCCUCCGGCCCACCUUAAGAAGGCAGCUGCCGGUGUCCCGGGGGGAGCUCCCACCCACGACUUUGCCAGGAGCCAGGCGGUGCCGGGCUGCGGGGAGCCCCGCCGCUACCGGGGCCGCUCUCGGUGUCAGGGCAACGGAGGCGGCGCUGCGGAGGGGCGGUGCGGAGCGGAACGGCCCCGGGGCCGCUCGGGGCCCGGCCAGGAGGAGUCGGAGAUGGAGCCCCGUCCCCCCGCCUGGCCGCUGCUCUGCCUGCUGCUGCUCUGCCCGCCCUUCUGCCCAGGUUUGGAUGCCCAGCAAUAUCCAGACUUCAAGCUGCAGCAGCCCCGGGGCCCAAUGGUGGUGAUCAAAGGGGAGGUGCUGACCCUGAACUGCACAGCAUUUGGAAUGGGUCCUAUUGGCCCUGUGAGGUGGCAGAAGGUCCAGGGCAGCAGCAAUCAGACCAUUUAUGACCCGAAAGGCGCCGCCCCACGUGUGAAGAGUGUAGACACUGAGUCCAACGAAGACCUCUCCAUCCGCAUCAGCGAUGUCCGUCUGGAGGACACUGCCACCUAUUACUGUGUGAAGUUUAUCAGAGGCACCUUUGGUGAACAGUUCGUUACAAGCGGUGUGGGCACGGAGGUGUUGGUGCACGCCAGACCCUCCGAGCUGGUCAUGUCAGAGCCCAGUGACCGAGCGGUGCCGGGGCAGUCGGUGCCCUUCACCUGCAGCACCAGAGGGUUCUUCCCCCGUGAGAUCCAGGUGAAAUGGCUCAAGAACAGCACUCCAGUUCGGGCUGUGCCACCCCCCAUCACCGCAGAACUGCCGGACUCCUUGUACAGCGUGUCCAGCACCGUACAGGUGAAGCUGAGCAAGAAUGACGUCCGCUCGGAGCUCACCUGUGAGGUGCAGCACAGCACGCUGCCAGCCCCGCUGAACAAGACAUAUGUGCUGGGCCGGGUCCUGCGAGUUCCCCCCAGCGUGUCUGUGGUCGCUGCACCGCCGGGAGCCGUGCAGGUGAAUGAGACGGUGAACUUCACCUGCCGCGUGCAGGGCUUCUACCCGGGAGCUGUGAGCAUCACCUGGCUGGAGAACGGGACGGAGAUGAACGCGGGGAGCAGCGCGCAGCCAACAGAGACCUCCCAGGGCUUGUUUGAGCAGAUCAGCACGUUGAUGGUGCAGGCGGGGGAGGAGAAGAGCGGCUCCAGGUUCACCUGCCGGGUGGUGCACGAGAACCAGGAGCCCAUCUCCAGCACGUACACCCUGCGGGUCUUUGUCCCAACCUCAGGGGAAACCGAGAGCUUCAUUGGAGACAGCAGAAGUCUCAUCUACGUGGCCGUGGGAGUGGUGUGCACUGUGCUGGCGCUGCUGGUGAUUGCCAUUCUCUACCUCAUCCGGACAAAGCAGAGCAAGGAUAAGAGCUCUCCGUCUGCCAGGUUACACGAGCCGGAGAAGAGCAGCAUGACCACCACCACCCAGGAGUCUGACCCCAACAACCUGACCUACGCCGACCUGAACUUCGCCAAAGAGAAGAAGAAAAGCAUCCGCCGCAUCAUCGAGCUGAGCCAGCAGUCGGAGUACGCCUGCAUCCAGGGCAGCAAUAGCAGCAGCAGCAGCAGCCAGCAGGCUGCCAACAACGACAACCUGACCUAUGCCGACCUGGACAUGGUGCAUCUCAGCAAGGCACCCCGGCGGCCCCCCCCAUGCCCUGAGGAGAGCAGCUCUGAGUACGCCAGUGUCCAGAUCCAGCGGCAGUGAGCGGGGCUGGGGCUCACAGGGGUCCCGGUCCCCCCCAUCACCCUACAGAGGGACUUUCUCAGCAGCACUGAUGGCCACAGUACCCGUGUUCUGGGGAUGGGAGUGCAGCCUUUGGCACUGUGCCUACUCCUGGGGGUUGAUGUCUGUUUGCAGACUUUUGGGAUGGCUUUGAGGGUUCCUUGCCUUUGGGAUUCCCCCCAGCCCUUGGCCGUGGGGACCCCUGAGUUGUGCACUGGGUUUGCUCACAGAUCCUGAGGAUGCGUCGCUGGAGAGCACUGCAGUGCAGCAGGGUUUGGGAUGGUGCCUCCAGGCCAAGGGGCUCCCACCUGUCUUUGGGGGCUCUGCUGUGUGGAAAACAAACUCUGGCUUUAAAGGAGUGAUGUCAGUGUCCACCUCUCAUCCCAAGUGUCUCUUCCAUGGGCUCUUGCACUGAUGCCAAUAGGACUGGGGGGCUGCAGGAGGCGAGCCACAGCCAUGUUGGCUUUGCCCCAUUACCAAACAUCCUCCUCCUCCACACAGCCCAGAGAUCUGUGCCCUGGGCUUAUACAAAGCACGCAGCCCCCUCCAGCCAUGCAGCUCUGUGUGUUUGGGGCCAUGGUGAGCCCCUCAUUGCCAGGCACAGCCCCCCCCACCCCUUGAUAACGUUUAACAUGUUCUAAAUGUUUGCCAUGUAACUCUUAAUUUCUAGAGCUCUCAACCCCAGUGUUUCACGUGUUGUACGUGGGUGUACUGCUGUGUUCGUCGCACUAGGGUAAGAUGUGCAGAAUGAAGAAUGGGGCCUCCAUUAAAUACCCCAGAAACCCCACUGAGCUUCUGUCUGACAUGCCCCCCACCCCAGCUUGGAUGUGGGCUGGGGGCACCAACAGCUCCCUGCAGCCAGGACCGGAGGGAGGGAGGCAGGCAUCUUCAAUGUGUCCCCUGCCCCAGGACCCCCCUCCAGAACCCAUGGGACCAGUGUGGGGUGGGGGAGAAGCCCUGGCCUUGCUUUGGGAUUUGUGUGACUGCCUGUACUGACUGUGAUUUUUUUCUUCUUUUUUGUUUUCAUUUUGCUUGCAAGAUAUUUUUAUAAUAAAAGUGGAAAGUCCUGUGCU